AUGGAUGGUAUCAUGGUGCAGGCGGAGAAACGACGACCAAGUUUGCCCCAUGAGAAGCCUAUGCUUUAUGUGUUCAGGGGUUAUGAGAUUAUUGCCCCCCAGAGUCCACGAAGUUCUGGGAAAAGAGAUGCCCUUGUUUCGGAAGAACUGGAAGCACCUUCCACUAAAAGAGAAAGAGGGGAGCUCAAAGAGGGGUGGAGACGUCUGAGCACUCUUGGGAAGUACCUGAUCACUUUCACAAGCAUUAAAAUGCUGGGGCCAAACCGAGCUGUCAAUGAUGUUUACAUUGAAGUGCUGUCAUGGCCUGUUAUCGAUAUUUUGAAGCGGAAACUUGACCCUGUUAAGUUACCAUUGGAGAUGAUCCCAAAUGAAUUUAAAACCUGGGGUGACUACAAAGAAGCAUUUCGCAAUCCAAUAUUACAGGAAAUCUGGGCUCAAAUAGACUCGGGCAUGGAUACCAUUUCGAGAUGCCUAUAUGUGCCUUGCCCUCAUGUCUCUAUGAAGAAUUCAAAUUCUACUAUGUACCAAAUCACGGGCAAUGCACCAGAAGGCGUUGUGCUAAAAAGUGGAGAUAUCAUGUUAUUUUCAGCAAAGGGAUUGAAUUCUAGAGAGCAAAUUAUUCAGGACAGGCUGAUGGAGAAUGUGGACUAUUUGAAGAAUCGUGUUUAUACGAAUGAUAGAAAUAAAGAGGAAAGGCUGUUGCGAGAUUCACAACUUGUAUUUUGCACUCCUUUCAUGUCGACUAGGUUGAAAUGUCAGCAAUACGACAUCUUGAUUAUUGAUGAGGCAGCAUACUUAAAAGAAUGUGAGUCAAUGGUCCCUCUCUCAAUUGACGGGAUAAAACAUUUGGUGCUUAUUGGGGAUGACAAGCAGCUCCAAUCAGUGGUAAUGAGCCAGAUUGCUAAAGAGGCUAAGUAUGGACGAAGCCUCUUUGAGAGAUUGUGUGAAAUUGGUUACCACAAGCACUUGUUAAAUGUGCAAUAUAGAAUGCAUCCUUACAUCAGCAAGUUUCCAAAUACAACUUUUUAUGAUGGAAGAAUUAUAGAUGCCACUAAAAACACAGCUGCCAAGAUUUUUGUUGGCAAUAUUUUUGGCAAUUAUUCAUUCAUUAAUAUUGAAGAUGGUAUAGAAGAGCAGAUUGGUCAGAGUGUACAAAAUAUGGUUGAAGCUGCUGUAGCAACUACUAUUGUUUCCAAGCUUUCUAAAGCAUGCAGCAACCAGAAUAAGAAAGCCAGCGUUGGUGUUAUAUCUCUUUAUGCAGCCCAAGUGAAUGCUUUGAAAGAAAAUAUUGGAACGAUUCAGACUGAUGAGCUUCUUUCUGUUGAAGUAAAAACUGUUGAUUCAUUUCAAGGUGAUGAGAAGGAUAUCAUAAUACUUUCAACAGUUAGAAACAAUAAAGUUGGGAAUAUAGGCUUUCUAGAUUCUGGUGGGAGAGCUAAUGUGGCCUUGACAAGAGCAAGGGAUUGCCUUUGGAUUCUUGGAAAUGAAAAAACUCUCAUUAAGAGUAAUUCAGUAUGGUCUAAGCUAGUCCAAGAUGCGAAAGGUCGUUUCUCUUUCUUUGAUGCUCAUGCUGACCCGGAUCUUGAUAGUGUAAUUAGUGGCUUCAAAUCUAUGAACAGUCCAUCACCAUCUGGGUGCAGUCAGCUAAAUAUGCAACUCGCAAGUGAUAUCAUAAUAGAGGCUGGAAUAGAGGAAGUAGAAGCAGUCGUUGAUUUUUCUCCUUCAACAAAGAGGCUCUGUUCGUCGUGUGAGGACCAGCUUGAUUUGUCUCCUAGUCACAUUCCUUCAAGGAAGAGGCUCUGUUCUUCGCAUGAGGACCAGCUUGCCAGACCAAAAGUACGAGAACCUGAAGUUUCAAGCACCAUUCCUGAAGAGUCACCAGCCACAGACCCGUUGCUGUCAGCGGGGAUGCAGAUCGAGGCAGAACUUGGCACUUCUGAAACAGAGCUUGGCACUUGUGAAACAGUCCAACCAACUUCUCGCCGGGCAGAGUCUGCUGAAGCAAAGUCGGUUGAGGAGCAAGAGCGCUAUGCAAAACAAGAAGAAGAUCAUCUGGCUGCAAUUGCUGUCCUCCAGGAACAAGUUGACUCUCUAAAAGAGAAGAACAAGGAGCUAUCGGCUUCUCUAAAAGUCUUGGGUACUUCAGAGCGUGUUAAAGCUGAGGCCACAAUCAAGGAAGAAUUGACCAACGCAAAGAAUCUCCAGCACCAUCUGGACCAAGCUCUUCAGAUAGAGAAGAUCCUCAAAGAUCAUGUAGAGUCAGAGAGGAAGAUGGGCCAGGAUGCUGAUUCUCAACUAGUUGCUGCUAGGCAGCAGAUCCGAAAUCUGAGUACUCUCUUGGAGAAGUCCAUAGCAGAAAAAGAAGAAAUCAAGGUGGCUACCACCUCCAUUCUCCAAAUGGUCUCUGAAUUGCCUGAGAAUGAAGUUUCCAAUCCCUUGGAACAGAUGCCUGGUCUGAUCCAAGUAUACUGUAAGAAAGCAGCUAGAGUUUUUGCUUUGAAAGCACUUGGCUCAGUGAGAGCUUUCUUCCCCAGUCUUGAUCUUACUCCAGUUGGUGAGGGUAUACCAGAAGAUUGCUCAAGUGAAGAUUUAGCUGGUCACAUAGCUGCAAUGGAGUCUGUAGCGGAAAGGCUACUCGCUGACAAUGUGACCUAG
Miscanthus lutarioriparius is the source of this 2655-nucleotide messenger RNA. Lineage: Eukaryota; Viridiplantae; Streptophyta; Magnoliopsida; Poales; Poaceae. The record is from the annotation of a GenBank genome assembly.